UGGGCGACAGAAGGUAAGACAUGGCGAGGGCAAGUUGUGUGUGGGCCGGCGCUGGCCCAGUGGACAGGGGGACUGGAAGACAGCACAAACGGUGACCAAUGCCUCGAAUUAGUAGAACUGUAAUAUUGAUUCUGCUCUCUGUGACGAGUUCAAUCUUUCUGUUGUUUCAACUGUAUUAUUACAAAAAAUACUUUUCAUCAAAAAAUGAAGCCGACAUUUCUGAUUUCAAAGGAAGUUAUUCCUUGGAAGACAGUGUGCCCUGGAAAGUGGUCAAACAAUUUCUUGGUUUGGUAUCGGCCCACAACAUUCCUUUGUAUCUCAUCGAUCCUUUGGUUUUGGGACAAAUGAAUGAGAAUAUCCAUCAGGACGCAAGUACAGCCAGAGCAUUGAACUGCCAAUAUUUGUGUGCUCCCAGGGAGUUUACCACUUUUGCACUGUUGGGCAAAUUCUGGAAAAAUGAAAUGUUCCUGAAGAGAGAGGCUGAGGAGCUGGGCUUCCAGUGGAUGGAACUGAGUGGCAAAGACCCGCGACUGGCUGGAAUGGAUGGUCUUUCUGGCACCGAGAUCCCACUACAUUAUAUCUUCAAGCUUCAGAACCACGCCAUCCACCUGGUGGUAUUUUAUGAGAGGAGUGGCAACUAUCUUUGGCAUGGGCAGCUGCGGCUCAAGCAAAACGUAGACAAAACGUUCAUGCAUUUCCGAAAAUUGCAUUUUGGGCGUUACCCUGGAGCCUAUAACAAGCCUGAACUACAUCUAGCUUUAAUUGAUGGACUGGAAAUCAAUGUGCCUAAGGAAAUAACCCACUUUCUUGAGGAAUUUUCUCACUCCAGAUUUGUUGAAUGCAGAUACCAGGAAGCAAAGAUGUUUUAUCAGGUAUACCCUGAGGACACAUCCCAAGAUGCCAUGGAUUUUAAGAAAAAGGCAAAGCAUUUGAUUCAUCUGGCUGCAAAGACAUUAGAUAAACAGAAGGUGCCAUUCUGGCUCAGCAGUGGAACAUGUCUAGGAUGGUUCAGACAAUGUAAUAUCAUCCCAUAUAGUAAAGAUGUGGAUGUGGGAAUAAUGAUAAAGGAUCAUAAGCCUGAUAUCAUCACAGAGUUCCAGAAGUCGGGACUAACGCUGAAACACAAAUUUGGCAAACAAGAAGACAGCCUCGAGCUUUCCUUUCAGUUGGCUGAUGUGAAGCUGGAUAUAUUCUUUUUCUAUGAGGAGAAUGAUUACAUGUGGAAUGGGGGAACCCAGGUCAAAACUGGCAAAAAGUUCAAAUACAUAUUUCCUAAAUUUACUCUGUGCUGGACCGAAUUCCUGGAGCUGAAAGUUCGAGUUCCCUGUAAAACACUUGCAUACGUGGAAGCGAACUAUGGCAAGAACUGGGAAAUCCCCGUGACCAGUUGGGAUUGGAAAAGUUCCCCGUCAAAUGUUCAAGAAAAUGGCCUGUGGCCUCCCAGCGACUGGGAUGAAGUCAUCCAGAUACAUUGAUCCAUAAAUGAAAAUUGAUGCAAUGACUGCGCCGCCACAACAACUUAGAAAGUUGGUUAAUUGUGGUUAAUUAUUUAUGGUGUAAUCAGUGGAAGUGGUUUUGCAGCACUUGAGAUACAGCGAUCAAGUGAGAGCCAUCUACUGACAUCAGUGGCAUUGAAAGUUUCCUUUUUAUUUGUAAAGGAAGUCUCUUUGGACUUAGGCAUUUGGAUACUGGCGUUCACUAAAACUGAACUGACUAAAUUUAGAGAAAUUUCAGGAUUUGGAUAACCUCUCGCAGUAAAUGUGUUUCUGAAUUAUUUUAUGAAAGUUUUGCUACUGAAAAAAUUCAGAUUAAAAUAUUAAUUUAUUAAAGGUUUAAAUGAUAUAUUUAUUAAGGAGCAUAAACUUAUACGUUUUGGAGAAAUGGCACACAUUGGAUGUACAUACCACGCACUAGGUGUCAAGAUGAUCUUGUAUUUACUAAAUGUAAGUUUGUAUUUACUAAAUUUAAGGAAAUGAUCCAGCUAAGAAAGCUUGAUUUUACUUUUGAAUAAAAGACAAACUGCUGCAGGAACUCAGUGGAUCAGGCAGAAUAUGAAGUCUGAAGAUGGCACCUGACCCAAAAUGAAGUCUAUAAGCAGGAACUACAGAUGCUGGUUUACACCAAAGAUAGACACAAAAUGCUGGAGUAAAUCAGCGGGGACAGGCAGCAUCUCUGGAUAGAAGGAAUAGGUGACGUUUCGGGUGGAGAACCUUCUUCAGACCCUUCUGGUCUCAACCCGAAAUGUCACCUCUUCCUUCUAUCUGGAGAUGCUGCCUGUCCCUCUGAGUUACUCCAGCAUUUUGUGUCUAUCCAAAAUGGUCAGUCUAUUUCCCUUCACAGAUGCUCCCUGACCCUGCUGAGUUUCUCCAACAGUUUGUUUUAUGCUCAGGAUUUCAGCAUCCUCAGUCUUUUAUGUCUCCUUAUUUUUAGUCUUAAGUAUAGACCAGAACACCAAGCAAACCUCUCAGUAAGUAGUUAUACUAAAAUCCUAUUUUUGCAUUUGAAGCAGAGAGAUUUGGGUAGCGGUACAAUUAUCCUUUAUAUCAAUGCUAGAUUAUGGGGCUAGUAGAAUGUCCUGCUCUUGUAUAAGGUCAUUGACCUGGAAGCAUUCAUGGUUUCUCUCCACAGAUGUUGCUUAACCUGCUGAGAGCUUCUAGUAUUUCAAAUUUAUAAUAUUAAAAGCAUUUUGUGUUUGUAAUAUUUUCUAACAUUGUCAUAACUAAAAUAAUGUUUUUUAAGGUGCUAUUCCAUUGACAGAAAGGCACUACAGUAUAUAUGUGAUGCCGCUGAAUAAUGUUUAUAUUCUGUAGCACAAACUGCAAUCUGACAUUAGAUUUUGCUGUGAAGUCUGUGCUUUGUGUACCUGUUGAAGAUGUAUGUUUUUAAUUUUUAUUUUGCGUGGCAAAUGGUACAGAUUGAUCGAAGCGUAUGAAAAUGAGAUUGGAAAUAAGUUUAAUUAAACACAUUUUUGUGCACUGUUGAAAAGUGAAAAAUGCAGAAAACAAAAUGUAAUGCCAAUUUUAAGUCAUGACAGAUCUGAAAUGGAAUCUCUAUUACAAAGACUUUUCAGCUGAGCCGAAAUUGUUUUUCUUCCCCAGCAAAAACAAAAUGUCUAAGAUGGAUACAAGGGAAAGUGCUAAAAGAAAUGUAGGUUGUUCUGUUCUUUAACUCAGGACCUUAACUGCACCAGCGCAAACUUGUAUUUUUACUACGAUGUGUUUAUAUUAUAAAAAAUGUAUGUUUGGUCGACACAGUUGAAAGUGCGUAAUUGUCUAACUUAAUUUAACACAAAGUUGUAGUUGAAUAACAAUGUAUUGAAUAAGCUGGAAAGCAUUAUGGUACAAUAGUGGUUCUGCUUUUCUGUCUUAUUGCUACCUUCAAGUUGAAUGUGUAAUAAAUAACUUAA
This is a messenger RNA of Leucoraja erinaceus (little skate), 3406 nucleotides long. RefSeq names its product fukutin (gene fktn). Gene Ontology annotation, cellular component: Golgi membrane. Bases 99 to 1475 code for a protein of 458 amino acids. The record is from RefSeq and is a predicted model, not a curated record. The transcript is spliced from 10 exons. NCBI's taxonomy places the organism in Eukaryota, Metazoa, Chordata, Chondrichthyes, Rajiformes, Rajidae.